This is a messenger RNA of Ramularia collo-cygni, 483 nucleotides long. RefSeq lists its product as uncharacterized. The record is from RefSeq and is a predicted model, not a curated record. The transcript has 2 exons. Gene Ontology annotation, molecular function: oxidoreductase activity. NCBI's taxonomy places the organism in Eukaryota, Fungi, Ascomycota, Dothideomycetes, Mycosphaerellales, Mycosphaerellaceae. Bases 1 to 483 code for a protein of 160 amino acids.
AUGCGUCUGGACAACAUAAAGACCUUUAAACCAACUUACUUUGCUCUUACAGAAGACAUUUCAGAUUCAGGAGAGACCAACGGAUCGGUAUGUCGCUCGAUCAGUAUUGUCUAUGCCGCUUUCGUGAUCAUCGUUACUCUGAUCUUGGUCGCUGGAUCUGUUGCACAACUUUAUCGGCCUGCGCAGGCGACGACAUGUCAAAGUCCCUCGAUACGCCGCGAAUGGCGUGCGUUCACUUCGGGUGAAAGGUUGGAGUUUAUACGUGCGGUAAAUGUGUUGGCUCAAGUUACUUCCCAGCGGCGAGAGAAUGGAACAAUUUACGACGAUUUUGCCCUCCUACACGGAGCAAUCAGUCGGAUGUGUAAGUGGAUGUGUCUUCUCACGGUGUUCUCUGUUGACGUAAAGGAUAAAAUAGUCCACCGAUCCGCAUCUUUCUUACCGUGGCAUCGAUAUACCUUGAUCCUAUAUGAGAAAGCUCUCUAA